UCAGAGAGACCGAGGAAGGCCCCAGCAGAAACGUCGCCUCUUCUCCACCGCCGGCCCACAAAAUCCCAAGGCCUCUCCCUCCUCUCUCCUCGCUUCCCUUCUCCUUCUCCGACCGACCGCCAUGGCCCUGGACUCCGUCCCUUCCUACCCCAGCGACCUGGGAUCCAGCGGCAGGGCAACCAGGACCCAGCAAAGAAUCCGGAAGGAGGAGCGAACGUGGACGGCGGACACCUAUGCGCCGUACGACGACGGGCACCAGUGGAGGAAGUACGGCGAGAAGAAGCUCUCCAACUCCAACUUCCCGAGGUUCUACUACAGAUGUACCUACAAGACUGACCUGAAGUGCCCUGCGACAAAACAAGUCCAACAGAAGGACAUGAGCGACCCACCAUUGUUCACGGUCACUUACUUCAACCAUCACAGCUGCAACACCACCUCGAGGCCCAUCGGCAGCGCCCCAGACACCACUGAGCAGUCGUCCUCGAGGAGGGCAGUGUCCAUCUGCUUCGGGUCGCAUGCCACCGGCGAGCAGCCGACAUUCCUAACGUCGCCGGGCACACUGCAGUCACCAGCGAGCACAACCAACCAACAGAACGACAGAGGCGCUUACGGUCACCAGUUUCAGUGGACAGACACAUCACCGUCGGCAGGCGAUGCCCCAGUCAAGAUGGAGACCGACAGUCUCGCCGGAACAGGCGCUUCGUCUGGCGCUGCUAGCGGCCAUGCUCUGUCGAGGACACUGCUGCCGAUCGGCCAGUCGAGAUGCAUCGAGUACUUUCAGUUCUUGUGAUGGAAGUGUGCUGGGGAGCUCCUUGGUCCUUGUUGCAGGUCGAGUCUGAGUAGCGACGACUGCUGUUCCGAAGUUCUGAAGGAUCCACAUCGAGAGAUUACUGCCGCUGCUGCCACCGCUGUUCUUUUGCUUCCUUUGCAUUCAGAUUCGAGCCAGAUUUGUGUGCUUGGAUGAUGUAAAGAACUAGACUGAAGUUUAUUUAUUUAUCUAGUAGUACAUCACCUUGAAAAAGAAAGGUAAUGUUUCCCAUUUGGAAGUAGUUUGGCUGGCCGCUCGGUCACUAAUGAAGUACUGCAAAGUUCAGAUUCCCUGGA
Aegilops tauschii subsp. strangulata is the source of this 1104-nucleotide messenger RNA. Its product is annotated as WRKY transcription factor 55. NCBI's taxonomy places the organism in Eukaryota, Viridiplantae, Streptophyta, Magnoliopsida, Poales, Poaceae. Gene Ontology annotation, molecular function: sequence-specific DNA binding; DNA-binding transcription factor activity. The record is from RefSeq and is a predicted model, not a curated record. Gene Ontology annotation, biological process: regulation of DNA-templated transcription.